Messenger RNA from Exophiala dermatitidis NIH/UT8656, 692 nucleotides. RefSeq lists its product as uncharacterized. NCBI's taxonomy places the organism in Eukaryota, Fungi, Ascomycota, Eurotiomycetes, Chaetothyriales, Herpotrichiellaceae. The transcript has a single exon. The record is from RefSeq and is a predicted model, not a curated record. The coding region runs from base 109 to 426 and encodes 105 amino acids.
GCUAUGGACAGUUGACGUCUUAACGGCGCUGAGCAGACCCGUCAUCAGCAUCAUUAACGGUUGUUGUUUGUAUUACGUUUGCAUUUGUUCGCUACCUAUAGUGGACAUAUGAAGUGUUCCCAGCGAUGUCAAUCCGAUGGUUUAAACCAAUCGACCGACUCCCUCACGUUUGUUUACUGCACGAUUCGCAUUAAGAAUCGACGGUGUGAUCACCCAACUAUUCAACAGUCAGCAUAUAGGAACAUCCAGAGACGGCAAGAAGCAGAGGCAGAUUGGAAUAGGCUUAUGUCAGUUCUCCAAGGUGAUGUAUAUUCGACAUGGAAAUUCAGUAAGAACACAGCGAAUACAUUGAGAUCAUCAGAAAAGCAGACGGGAAAAGCCAAUAUGCUCACCUUCAAGUUGCAAGGAUCACUCUACAGUCCGUAAGUCCAUGUUCCUCACCUGCACAGAAACCAUCAGUAAGAGGCCACAAUAUGUUCGCUCAAAAGUGCAGUAUGCAGAAUAAAGCAUCUAUCUCAGGCUGUCAGUCAACAUGUCAGCCAAGGAUACCUUGAGAAAGAUCACUUUCACCAGCACAUACCUCAUUAAAUCAGAAUUUUCAGUGUAAUGCGUUCAUGCCCAGGCGUUCGCCCAGUUCAAACAGUGUGAAUAUUGUUCAUCAUUUGAUGCUUGCAAGGGGGUGUUGUAUGGGA